AUGAGCGUUGCUUUUACUGCUGUGAAACAAAACAACAGCCCAAAAUCAUUGCUCGAUGUCGAGGUUUUUGUGGAAAUGCCUGCGUUUUCUUCGAUGAUAAAUGGGGCUGAGGGGCAGGUUCUAGAUCUAGAUAGUGCUGUAAAAGAUGGGGUGUUGGGCGGCGGUGGAGGAGUCGGUUUCGGUGGUGGGUUUUCUGAGAAAUUGGAUCUGAAGAAGAUGAUUGAAGUGUUAGAUUCGCCGGAGAUUCCAUCGGUGUUCAUUUGUCCAAUUUCACUUUCACCAAUGGAAGAUCCGGUCACCCUUUGCACCGGCCAAACCUACGAGCGAUCCAACAUCAUGAAAUGGUUCAGUCUCGGCCAUUUCACCUGCCCGACGACAAUGCAAGAACUCUGGGACGAUUCCGUCACCCCAAACGACACCCUUCACCGGUUAAUCCACAGCUGGUUUUCACAAAAAUACUUCCAGAAAAAGAAGAGAUCCGAAGACGUACAAGGAUUAACAUCAGAAAUCCUCGACACUCUUAAAAAAUCCAAAGGCCAAGCUCGUAUUCAAUCGCUGAAAGAGCUCCGGCGAGUUGUCGCCGCCCACGGUAUCGCCAGAAAAACGGUUGUCGAAAAAGGUGGAGUGAGUUUCCUUUCAUCUCUAUUAGGUCCUUACACAUCUCACGCCAUUGGUUCCGAAGUUAUCUCCAUUCUCGUUCAUCUAAACCUCGAUUCAUCUUCAAAAUCGAAUCUAACGCAGCCGGCGAGGAUCUCAUUAAUGGUGGACAUGUUAAACGAAGGUUCCAUAGAAACACGAAUCAACUGUACACAAUUACUCAAACUUCUAAUCGUCGAAGACGAUUUCAAUCCUCAAGUUGAAAUCGUUUCAAGCCCUAGUUUACUCGUCGCAUUGAUGAGACUCGUAAGAGAUAAACGACAUUCAUCUGGAAAUCUACCCGCGCUUUCCUUACUCAAAUCGAUAUGCUCAAGCUCAUCCUCUCGAUCACACAAACAGAUUCAACUCAUGAUCAUCACAAUCGGUGCAGUUCCUCAAUUAAUCGAAUUAUUACCUGGAUUAAACUCUGAAUCGUUGGAAUUAGCGCUUUUCAUCUUGGAUUCUGUGUCAAAUCUAAAAGAAGGUAAACUCGCUUUGAGUGAUUGUUCAAACACGAUUCCCAAUAUGGUAAGAAUUUUGAUGAGAGUUUCGGAAAACUGUACAAAAUAUGCUUUAUCGAUCUUGUGGGCUGUUUGCGAGCUUUCACCUCAGGAGUAUUCAUUGAUUGCUGUGGAUGUGGGACUUGCAGCAAAGCUUCUUCUUGUUAUACAAAGUGGUUGUAAUCCUUCGAUAAAACAACAAUCUGCAGAUCUUUUGAAGUUAUGCAGCUUAAAUUAUACAGAUUCAAUAUUCAUUUCCAAAUGCAAGCUGACAAGAACAAUUCAAUAA
Messenger RNA from Lactuca virosa, 1425 nucleotides. The record is from the annotation of a GenBank genome assembly. NCBI's taxonomy places the organism in Eukaryota, Viridiplantae, Streptophyta, Magnoliopsida, Asterales, Asteraceae.